AUGGAGAAAUCCCAAGAAAUAUCAGUGUUUUCACUUCCUCCAGAAAUAAUCUUCCAGAUACUUAAGGAGCUUCCUGUAAAAAGUUUGCUAAGAUUGAAGUGUGUUUCGAAGCUUUGGUGCUCCAUUAUUGACGAUCCCUUUUUUGUUCAAUCGCACCAUACUCGCUCCCAUACUUGUCCUGGUGGUAUCAGUAUCCUCCACUACGACAAUACUUGUAGACUCGAGCUGGCAGACCCAGAGUUUGAUUCGGUCCAUCACAUUCUAAAUUUGCCUCGCACAUAUUUCAGAAAUCCACAGUAUCAUAACGGCCUCAUCUGUAUCGAUAACUACAUAUCGAAUCCUAGCACACGCGAAUGCAUAAUUAUCCCACCACCACUCAGGAGCAAGACUAAAGCUUCCUUUGAGGAAUCUUCAAAAGAAUUGGAUCCGCAAUACUUCUUAGGGUUUGAUCCUUCCUCUAACAAAUACAAAGUCCUUUACAGACACGCUAUUAUAACUAAACUACAUAAUCGAAGGGAAAUAAUGUUUGAGUAUGAGUACAAGAUUUUGACGUUCGGCACGAACUCAUGGAGAGAUAUUGAUUGUUCCAUCAGUUGUCAUCGUGGCAUUAUCAGUCGUUCUUGUUCCAUUGCCGGUUUUAUAUAUUUUAUACAUUCUAAUUCGGAUGAAUAUGUGUUAGAGGCGUUUGAAGUGGGACAAGAGAAGUUUUCAGUCGUGUCUCUCCCCGAAGGUGCAAAUUCGGCCUCUUUUCUGGUACAGGUUGGAGAACGUUUGGCUGUGAUGGACUUUGAUAGGAAGACAAUUUGGAUAUUAGAAGACUGCCGCAAGCAACUGUGGAACAGACAGAGCCUCGUAAUGAUGUACGAAGGGGAGCCACUAAUAAAUAAUAAUGGUCUGCUCAUGAGACCAUAUGGUACCAUUCAUACUUCUGAGAUAUUAGUCGGUUUAUUUUUCUCUAAAGAGGCAUCAAAACUGUCUUUUUAUGAUCUGGAAAGGAAAAAAUUAAGGAUCCUAAAAACAAUGACUCCAAAUGUUCACUUCUAUGCCAAAUACGUGGAGAGUUUAUUCCGGUUGAAAGGGCUGUGA
Cornus florida is the source of this 1086-nucleotide messenger RNA. Its product is annotated as putative F-box protein At4g38870. Gene Ontology annotation, molecular function: protein binding. The record is from RefSeq and is a predicted model, not a curated record. The transcript has a single exon. Lineage: Eukaryota; Viridiplantae; Streptophyta; Magnoliopsida; Cornales; Cornaceae. The coding region runs from base 1 to 1086 and encodes 361 amino acids.